Molecule: messenger RNA, 1185 nt
Organism: Lycium barbarum (goji berry)
Lineage: Eukaryota; Viridiplantae; Streptophyta; Magnoliopsida; Solanales; Solanaceae
Product: zinc transporter 8-like
Exons: 3
Coding region: 82-1146 (354 amino acids)
Biological process (GO): zinc ion transmembrane transport
Cellular component (GO): plasma membrane
Molecular function (GO): zinc ion transmembrane transporter activity
Source: RefSeq, a predicted model, not a curated record
UUACAAAUCUUUUUCUAAAGCCCCACAAAAACAAAAACAUAAACAUCUCUCUCUACCUCUUUGUACCCACACACACAUACAAUGAACAAAGUGGUUGCUUUUAAGCUUCUCUUUCUGUUUCUCCUCCCCAUCCUGGUUUCUUCAGAAUGUACGUGUGAUGAAGAUGCUAACGACCGGAACAAAACAGAAGCGUUAAAGUACAAAGUGGUAGCAGUUGCUUCGAUCUUGCUAGCAGGAGGAAUCGGAGUAUCUAUCCCUAUUCUGGGCAAAAUAAUCCCUGCUUUCCACCCGGAAAACAACGUGUUUUUCCUAAUAAAAGCAUUCGCGGCUGGUGUCAUUUUAGCGACGGGAUUUGUACACAUAUUACCAGAUGCAUUCGAUAGCUUGUCGAGUCCGUGUUUACCAGAAAAACCAUGGGGUGAUUUCCCUUUUGCUGGACUUAUGGCGAUGAUUUCAGCUAUAGGGACGAUGAUGGUUGAUUUAUUAGCGACGAGUUUUUAUAGAAAAGCUCAUCUAACGACGAAACAAAAACCUAUUAAUAGUGAUGAAGAGAAAGGAGGACAUGGACAUGGACAUGGACAUGUUGAUGUGCAUACACAUUCAACUCAUGGACAUGCUCAUGGUUCUGUUUUGUUGUCAUCUGAGGGUUCUGAGACAUUGGAUUUAUCUCGUCGCCGUGUUAUUUCACAGGUAUUGGAAUUGGGAAUUUUAGUCCACUCAGUAAUAAUUGGUGUAUCUUUGGGUGCCUCAGAGUCUCCCAAGACAAUUAAGCCCCUUGUAGCAGCAUUAACUUUCCAUCAACUCUUUGAAGGCAUGGGUUUAGGUGGCUGCAUAUCUGAGGCAAGAUUCAAGGUAAAAAAAACUGCAAUCAUGGCAAUUUUCUUCUCCCUCACUACACCAAUUGGAAUUGCUAUUGGAUUUGGCAUAUCAACUGUGUAUAGUGAGACCAGUCCAACUGCACUUAUAGUUGAGGGCAUUUUCAACUCUACUGCUGCUGGAAUUUUGAUUUAUAUGGCUUUAGUUGAUCUCCUAGCAGCUGAUUUUAUGAGUAGUAGAAUGCAAGAUAGUCCAAAACUUCUUAUUGGAGCUAAUAUUUUUCUUCUUCUUGGUGCUGGUUGUAUGUCACUUUUGGCUAAGUGGGCCUAAAAAAGAUUAAUAUAGUUAGAAUUUAGAAAAUAAACAAGA